AGCCCCUGUUAUCUACCUGCUCUAUGUCUACUUCUGUGUUUCCCACAUAGACCUUAACAAAAGAUGUUGUCACGAAAUCUUUUGAUUGCAUCUGCAGUUGUCUUCUUGGCCACUACAGUUUCAACAGCUCCAGUUGAAGAGAAAGAACCUGAGGACACUGAGGUCGAGACAGAGGAUGGGGAAGAGGAGGUGUCUGAGGAGGAUGCGGAUGAUGAUGAUGACUCAAGUCAGGAUUUGAAUAAGGGAACUGGAGCACAGCAUGCUACUACAGUAUCAAAAGACCUGGGUGCAACUCCUCACCCUGGAAUGUCUGCCGGCGAAUCUUCAAACGGUCAGAAACAUACAGCAGACAGUGCUGCCCAUUCGGGCCAGGACGCAUCAAGCAGUUCUUCUGCAGCUGGAGGAGUUAACGGGGAAUCCGGGAGAGAUCCCCACACCAUCUCUUCUGAUCCAGGUACUCAUGCCUCCACUGUAAAUGGAGGAAGUUCCACUUCAGAGGCGGGUGCUGCAGGUGCAGAGGAGCAUGGGAUUUCAGUGUCACAGGUCCAUGCUGAUUCUCACACCAGCAGUGUCUCGCAUGACUCGAGCAGUUCAGUUGCAGUACAUUCCCCCGAGCACUCACAUCCUGACCCUGCAGAGUCUGAUCCACAUUUGGGUGAAUCUCAGGUCGGAGGACAUGGUGAUCCCUUCCGUGACCCCUCUCAAAUUGAGGCACCAGGGUCUUCAUCAGCAGGCGCAGAGGUCCCUGAAACAGAGAAUAAUGGAAAUGGUCACAAACAUUUAGUCGGGGGACCAGUUGCAGAACAGACAGAUGUUGACCACUUUAUCGAAGGGACAACACAAAUAGACUCUACAGGUGGAGUUGAUGCAUUUGGAGGUUCUCACGGGGAACUCACAGGCAUAGUAGACCAAGCCAACGCAGAUUUCUUCAUAGACUUAAUGGGCGGAAUGGUGGAUGCUUUUGGCCCAGAUGCACACGUGGAUACCUUAGGUAUGCUUUCAGUCCUCACCGAGUCUCCUUCAGAAACUAUUCCCAAAUGCCUAAUCACUGAAGCUGUCUCAGCAGAUCACAUGGGCUUCACUUUUCCCUUAGAUCCAACAGCUGUCGGGUUGGAUCCAGGACAGCCGUCCAGUAGCAGCCGGGCUCCAGACGCUCCACCAGCAGGCUCACUCGAUCCUUCAUCCUUUGAUCACCAUAGUCCAGAUCUUUCUGGUGCGGACCACAGUGCAGUGGACCACACUCGUUUUGACCAUGUGAGUGUAGACCAUGCAGGUCUAGACUAUUGGCCUGAUGCCUUGGCCCACACACAUGUGGACGCAGGCACAGCUGACCAUAUCCACUCAAAUUCGGGCUUUACAGCAGAUGCCACAGAUCCAGCACUCCCAUCCGAUAUUAUGUUACAUGCAGAUCACUCCAUUAUUGAUUACCCAGAAGGUGGAGCUGAUACAACCAGCACUGACACUGCACAUUCAAAUGGUAAUGGUCGUCACAGACCAGUGACAGAGCCGCUCAGAGGGGACCAUCCUGGUUUUGAUAUCCAUCAUGACAGUUCGAGUACAGUGCACCAACCAAUUACUGCAGCAGACGCACCAGACACUGGUGAGCGGCAUGGCGUUGUUUCACCGCUGGACACGACAGCUGGGACAUUUGAGGGGAUCGACCACACUCACGGUCCGCAGACAGACAUGGCUGGAGGUCCCUCGGAUGCAGGUACUCAAGUGAUAGGUGCAGAUGCAGCAGGUGGGGAACCUGUGACUAAUGUCCAUAUCCAGGUGGAAGCAACAGCAAUGGGUGCCAUUUAUGGCUCAAGUCCACCGGACACUGUGGGCCAUGAGGGAGUGACCGAUGCUCAAGCCAGAUUCACAGAUUCUCAGUCUGGUCCCAGGCAUAGCUUUACAGAUAUGGUGGAUUCUCACAGUCUCCUCACUGAGACAGACGCACCAGUUACAGAGCAUGCACAUGGAGUCUUAGACCACACAGGUGUCAUGGACUCAGUAACAGCAGGUCCACAAGGAACUGUGGGAGGUUCAAGUCAGCCAGGAGUUACAGAACAGACACAAGCAGCUGUUUCCGCAGGUGAACAGUACAACACAUCUGGUCAGGGUCCUGAAGGUGCAGAAAAUGUGGAACUGGAGGAUACCUGCUGACUUUCACAUCAAGCCCCGUGUCCGCUUCCUACGAUACAGAUUCCAGUGUACUGACCAGUCAGCCCGACAGAGGACCACUGACCCAGACCACUAGCAAUAGUCUCUGUGUGUAUGCGUGUGUGUAUGUGUGUGUGUGAUUUUUUGACUAUUUAAACUUUAAGAUGACACUGUAACUUAACUUUUUACUGUGCAUGUUCAUAAGUACCCUGGAAUUUUUGAUGUAUUCAUUCAUGGGGAAGAGACCAUUGUGGGUAAUUGUUGGUUCAAAAAUGUACAAAAACAACAAAGUUAUUUCUUGCAAUUGUCUAAUUGCACUGUUCCAUAGCUCGGAUGUGUCAAAAAAUAUUAUUUGAGGUGUCUGAAUUGUACAUUAAUGAAUGAGUGUCAUGGAAGAGAGUCAAUCAUACAUUAAAUUUUACAUCUAUUUUGAACAUCAAAAAUGUAGAGCAUUUUGGUAUAAUAGAAAAUAGUGAGUCAUAAAAGCAUUAUGACAAGAAAUUUUAAAAUCUCUCCCAUUCAAGUAUGAAUAAUCCUUAACUCGUAAAACACACAUACAGAAUAUUCGCAAAGCUAUAAUUAU
Alosa alosa (allis shad) is the source of this 2728-nucleotide messenger RNA. RefSeq lists its product as uncharacterized. The transcript has 42 exons. Lineage: Eukaryota; Metazoa; Chordata; Actinopteri; Clupeiformes; Clupeidae. The record is from RefSeq and is a predicted model, not a curated record. The coding region runs from base 64 to 2148 and encodes 694 amino acids.